Molecule: messenger RNA, 442 nt
Organism: Etheostoma cragini (Arkansas darter)
Lineage: Eukaryota; Metazoa; Chordata; Actinopteri; Perciformes; Percidae
Product: REST corepressor 1-like
Exons: 4
Coding region: 104-394 (96 amino acids)
Biological process (GO): regulation of transcription by RNA polymerase II; negative regulation of DNA-templated transcription
Cellular component (GO): histone deacetylase complex; transcription regulator complex
Molecular function (GO): transcription corepressor activity
Source: RefSeq, a predicted model, not a curated record
AGUGUAAGAAACAUCACGUUUAACAGAUAACACCAGCAGCUGUCUGAAUCAGACUCAAUUGGACGAGUACAUCGCCCUCGCCAAAGAGAAACACGGCUACAACAUGGAGCAGGCUCUGGGGAUGCUCUUCUGGCAUAAACACAACAUAGAGAAGUCUCUGGCCGACCUGCCCAACUUCACCCCGUUCCCAGAUGAGUGGACGGUGGAGGACCGCGUCCUGUUUGAACAGGCCUUCAGCUUCCACGGCAAGAGCUUCCACCGCAUCCAGCAGAUGCUACCUGAUAAGUCGAUGGCCAGUCUGGUUCGGUUCUACUACUCGUGGAAGAAGAGUCGCAGUAAAACGAGUCUUAUGGACCGGCACACCCGAAAACACAAGAGAGAGAGAGACAGGUGAGCUGCAACUCUACAGGUAGAGAGAGAGAGACAGGUGAGCUAGAACUCU